AUGAUGUUUAAGAAAUAUUUGGCAUUAUUUGUAUGCCUAUUAGGAGUUGUAUUUGCUCAGGAUACAUUACCAUUUACUGUAGCAAUUUUUGAUCAACAUCCAUCAUUAAAUGGUAAUUUCCAACCACCUGAUGGAUCUGUAACAACAGGUUUAGUUGUAUCAAACCUCAAUCCAAUUACCAAGGUUCCAGAGUUAGUCACUUUGGAAGACACUACCAAGAAUUACGAUGGUCGUAUGUUGAAGCCAUCAUUGUUUAAAUACUUUUUCUCUCCAGAUGCCACCAACAUUUUCCUCAAUGUUACUUUGCCAUUGACCAAAGAAUCGUCGUCUGGUUUCUAUGAAUACUUUAACGACUUUUUCUUCCCAAUCGAUGGCAAGGGAUGGGACGCUUAUGCCAACAUGACCAAAUACUAUCAAGGCCACAACUUCCAUUUCUGUCUCAAGAUGAAUACCUAUUUCAAGUACAAGUUGACCAACCCACCAAUGCAAUUCAAUUUCAGAGGUGAUGACGAUGUUUGGGUGUUUAUCAACAACAAGCUCGCUCUCGAUCUCGGAGGUCUCCACUCGUAUGAAGAUGGUUCCAUCAUCUUUGACUCUACCACUUCCAACAAUUUGGGCCUCGUCGACAAUAAGAUCUACUCGUUUGAUUUCUACUAUUGUGAACGUAAGACCGAAGGCAGUCACAUGAGAUUCCAAAUCAACUUCCCAUUGGAUUGUACUACCAAGGAUUACUGCGGUGUCUGUAACGGUGGUGGUGAUUGUUGCAAUGCCAAGGUAAACUGUAACACUCCACCAUCUGGAAGCAAGUGUUACACUCCAACCUGUCCAGCAUGGGACGCUCCAAACAUCGACCCAAAGAACUUGGGCAAGAGCUGUGUCUACACCCCAAUCACCUACAACAACUUGGACAACCAAUGUUGGGAUUUCUCUUGUGAUGCCAACACUGGUGCCGCUGUCCCAACUGCCAAGCCAUGUGUCUCCAAGCCAUGUACCACCUCCAAGUGUACCAACUCUACCGGUUGUGCCUACACCAGUACCUGUACCGCCAAGGAUGCCUGUUCCCUCGCAACCUGUGACGCCGAUGGUAGAACCUGCAAGCAAUCGGCCAAGAACUGUGACUUUGCUGACAAGUGCUACAACUAUGGUUGUGAUGCCGUCAAGGGUUGCAACAAGACCCUCAACUAUAACCCAGUCGUCACUGGUGCCGGCGGUGCCAUCAACAACUGUCAAAUCCGUAAGUGUGACCCAGAAACUGGCGCCACCACCGUUGAAACCAUUGCCAACUGUGACAAGUGUACCGGUACUCCAAACAAGUGUCAAAUCAUUGGUCAAUGUAACGCAGCCACUGGUCAAUAUACCUUUAUCGACAAGCCACAAAUCAACGACGGCAAUGCCUGUACCCAAGACAAGUGUGAUCUCGCUACUGGAGCCAUCACCCACACCCCACUCAGCUGUGCAGGUUGCACCUUCUGUGACCCAGAACUCGGAGAAUACAAGUGUUCCAAUCCACCAACCCUCUGUAACGAUCAAAAUCCAUGUACCACCGACACUUGUGCCACCAAUGGUAACUGUACCAACACCUUCUGUGCCGCCCCAACCAACAAGUGUCUCAUCCCAGUCUGUACCGAAACUGGUUGUUCAACCGGCCCAAUCGUUUGUCCAGAAUCUGAAAACCCAUGCGAGGAAGCCAUCUGUAGUGAAACUACUGGCUGUGGAUUCAAAGCUCGUGACUGUCUCUCUGGUAUUGCCAACUGUACCGAUGGUUUCUGUGAUGCCCGUCUCGGUUGCGUCUCUAUUGCCCGUCAAUGUGUUGCCGACAAGCCCAACUGUCAAUACGGUGUUUGCAACAAUGAAACCAACGAAUGUGAAUACCACGACUAUGAUCCAUAUCCCUUUGCCUGUCAAACCGCUGCCGUCGUCUCUGUCGGUGUCGUUGCUGGUGUUGUAGUUGCUGGUGCCGUUGCUCUUGCCGCCGCCGUAUUUGGUGGAAAGAAGGGUUACGACUACUGGAAGGAACACAAGGGCAUGAAGAUGAACAUGUCAAAUGCCAACCCACUCUAUGAAACCAAACCAGGUACCGGUGAAAACCCUCUCUAUCAUCCAAGUGAACAAUAA
Cavenderia fasciculata is the source of this 2115-nucleotide messenger RNA. It is a transcript of the gene psiI, whose product is annotated as PA14 domain-containing protein. The record is from RefSeq and is a predicted model, not a curated record. The coding region runs from base 1 to 2115 and encodes 704 amino acids. The transcript is spliced from 2 exons. Gene Ontology annotation, cellular component: extracellular region. NCBI's taxonomy places the organism in Eukaryota, Evosea, Eumycetozoa, Acytosteliales, Cavenderiaceae.